AUACCGUUAAGACUUGGAAAAUACAUCACACUUAACACGCACCACCACAAUUACCAAAUUAACUUCCCUUUCUUACUUUGAUAAGACUCGCCAUUUUUCUAGGCAUGGCAAUGGCAGGAGCAACGACUACCCCUCUAGUAUUCACAGUGCGAAGGUGCAAACCAGAACUGGUUGCUCCGGCAAAGCCAACACCCCAUGAAUUCAAGCAACUGUCUGAUAUUGACGACCAAGAGGGUUUUCGAUUUCAAGUCCCAUUGAUACAUUUCUACAGAUAUAAUCCCUCGACGCACGGGAAAGACCCUGUGAAAGUCAUCAGAGAGGCACUAAAACAAGCGCUAGUGUUUUACUACCCCUUUGCCGGCAGGCUCAGGGAAGGGCCUGGCCGGAAGCUUGUAGUAGAGUGUACCGGCGAGGGUGUUAUGUUUAUCGAGGCCGAUGCCGAUGUUACUCUUCAACAGUUUGGCGAUGCUCUUCAACCCCCAUUCCCAUGCAUGGAGGAGCUCCUUUUUGAUGUUCCCGGCUCGGGAGGUAUCCUCAAUUGCCCAUUGCUGCUUAUCCAGGUGACACGCCUCAAGUGUGGUGCAUUCAUCUUUGCCUUGCGUCUCAACCACACAAUGAGCGAUGGUGCUGGCCUAGUUCAGUUCAUGAUGGCCAUGGCUGAGAUGGCACAUGGUGCACGUGCCCCAUUCAUUCUGCCUGUGUGGCAAAGACACCUUCUCAAUGCAAGAGACCCACCCCGUGUGACGUGCACUCACCGAGAGUAUGACGAAGUGAUUGACACUAAGGGCACCAUCCUCCCACUCAACGACAUGGCCCACAACUCUUUUUUCUUUGGCCCUAAUGAGGUGUAUGCCCUUCGUAGAUUCUUACCAUGUCACUUGAGCCAAUGCUCCACAUUUGAGGUACUCACCGCCUGCCUUUGGCGCUGCCGUACCAUAGCACUACAACACGAUCGUGAUGAGGAGGUGCGCUUGUUGUGCAUCGUCAACGCACGCAGCAAACUCAACCCUCCGUUACCGAUCGGUUACUAUGGUAACGUUUUCGUAUACCCUGCAGCAGUAACAACUUCUGAGAAGCUCUGUGAGAAUCCGCUAGGUUAUGCUGUAGAACUGGUGAAGAAAGCGAAGAACGAGGUGACUGAGGAAUACAUGCGGUCAGUGGCUGAUAUGUUGGUGAUUAGAGGUCGACCCCACUUCACUGUUGUGCGAUCUUUCGUAGUGUCAGAUCUGACACGUGCCGGGUUUAGAGAGGUGGACUUUGGGUGGGGCAACGCGACUUAUGGUGGAGUAGCAAAAAGUGGGGCGGGGACCACGCCUGGAGGGGAAUGCUUAAGCUUUUAUGUACCUUUCAAGAACAGUAAGGGAGAGGAUGGGAUCGUGGUCCCAAUUGUUUUGCCUGCUCCAGCCAUGGAAAGAUUCAUCAAGGAGUUGGAUUGCUUGUUGACUGAAAAGCCAGUUAGCUGCCUGAAAAAAUCCAAACUUUGAAGCUAAUUUGCCAACGGCUAUUAAUGGAAGACAAGAGGGACGACUAAAAUGUGUACGUGUAUGCCUGGCAGUCCAUAUAUUUUCUCCAGGGUGGUUGGCCGAAGAAGUAGAGGGGGAAUUAAGGGGGUUAAAAGUUUCUUUUGGCUAGAGUUGAUGACAUUGUAUAAUUGUAUCGUUCAUUUGAGUUAAAUGAACGAUCUAGAGUUGUAGAAUUGCAGGGAUCAACCUGAAUCCACUAGCAUGAGUGCCAUUUGCUAGAAAUAUUCUGGACCACCAAAUCAAAAGUCACGAAAUAAAGAAAAAAAAAAAAAAAAAAAAAAAGGCUGUUGUAGGAAUGCUUUAUUAUG
Alnus glutinosa is the source of this 1831-nucleotide messenger RNA. RefSeq names its product benzyl alcohol O-benzoyltransferase-like. Bases 105 to 1484 code for a protein of 459 amino acids. The transcript is spliced from 2 exons. Gene Ontology annotation, molecular function: acyltransferase activity, transferring groups other than amino-acyl groups. The record is from RefSeq and is a predicted model, not a curated record. Lineage: Eukaryota; Viridiplantae; Streptophyta; Magnoliopsida; Fagales; Betulaceae.